UGACGACAUGACGCAAAUCCAAGGUUCUGCAUGUUCUCAAACACAAGAAAGUAUUAUUGAUAAUAAUUGUAUAGUGAGAGCUCCUCCUAUUUCAAAUUGCAAAGGAAAAAGAAAGAUGCAACGUUUCAAGCAUCCUUCAGAGUUGAAAGCUAAGAAGCAAAGAACUUGUGGGAAAUGUCAUGGGAAAGGCCACAAUAGUCGAACUUGCAAGGCCCAAACAACAAGUCAUGUAGGAAGCGUCAAUGAGGAAGAAGAGGAAGAUUUGGAAGACCAAGAAGAAGAGGAUGAAGAUGUUGAAGAAUACUACUACUAAUAACCUAUUCUAAUCUUUCUUUUGUUUGUCAAUUUUCUUUCGAAGCUCUCUGGAUAUGUGAAGUUACU
Molecule: messenger RNA, 381 nt
Organism: Asparagus officinalis (garden asparagus)
Lineage: Eukaryota; Viridiplantae; Streptophyta; Magnoliopsida; Asparagales; Asparagaceae
Exons: 2
Coding region: 8-313 (101 amino acids)
Source: RefSeq, a predicted model, not a curated record